AUGCGUCUCCGCGGCGUCGUCCUCGCCCUCGACCGCGACGCCGACGGCUUCGACGGCGUGCUCGAUCGCGAUCGAAGCACGAAGUACGAGCUCGAGUGCGGGACGCGCGGGACGCUGCGACACGCCCUGCGCGCCCUGCACGCGCUCGCGCGUCGACCGUGCGAACGCCUCACCGUGCUCGUCGCGGACGACGGCGCGGCGACGCGAGCGCGGGAGAUGAUCGAGCGUGCGAUGCGCGACGGUUCGUGGUCGGGACGGACGAUCGAGGUGACGACGGCGAGGGAUGGGGCGAGCGAACUCGAGGCGCUGGCGACGCUGGAGGCGGACGACGCUCGCGCGGGAGCGACGACGUUGGUGGUGAUGUACGGCGACGUGGUCACGGAUGUGUCGUUGGAUGCGGUGGUGAGCGCGCAGUUGGCGCGGGGGGGGGCGGCGACGUGCGCGUUGGCGACGCGGAGACCGUGGGCGGAGGUGGAACGUAAGGCGGGAAAGGCGCCGAAGGGGACGCGGUACGUCGGUCUGAGCGCGAGCGGGGGGGAGGUGGCGUUCUUGGCGGGUGGGGAGAAGAUGGAUGAGGCGCAGAAGCGAUUGAAGCUGCGACGAUCGAUGUUGGAUGCGAACGGGGAGAUUGUGAUUCGCACGGAUAUCACCGACGUCGGGAUCUUCGCGUUGGACGCCGCGCGCGCGUUCGAUGCGAUUCGCGAACGGCCGGACAUGAAGAGUUUGCGGUACGAUCUGAUCCCGCACUUUGUGGCGGAGCAGUUCCGUGGGGCCAAGGACGCGGUCGUCGCGGCGUACAUGGUGCCCGCGGAUAAGUAUUGCGUCGCAGUGAACACGGCCAAGCCGGCGCUCUUGGAGGUGUCGCGUGAGAUCGCGUCGGAGUUCCAUCACCUGAACGAGCGACCGCUGAGUAAGUACGAUAACGUUCUCGAUCACUCCACCGUGGUCGGAUCGAAGUCCACGAUCGGUCCGGGGUGCGUCGUGGCGGAGCAGUGCGUGCUCGGGGACAAGUGCUCGGUGAAAAAGUCCGUUAUCACCGCCGAGUGUAAGAUUGGCUCCGGAGUGAAGAUCGUGAACUCGCUCAUUCUUCGCGGCGCCGUCAUCGGUGACGGCUCGCAGAUUCAAGGAUGCGUCGUCGGUCCAGGCGCGAUCGUCGGCGCGCGCGUCGUCGCCAAAGACAGCAUCGUCGGCGCCGGUUACGAAGUGGCGGACGACGAAGACGUAGACGGCGAAACGCUCGAGAAGCGAGACUAA
Molecule: messenger RNA, 1254 nt
Organism: Ostreococcus tauri
Lineage: Eukaryota; Viridiplantae; Chlorophyta; Mamiellophyceae; Mamiellales; Bathycoccaceae
Product: Bacterial transferase hexapeptide repeat
Exons: 1
Coding region: 1-1254 (417 amino acids)
Biological process (GO): cytoplasmic translational initiation
Cellular component (GO): eukaryotic translation initiation factor 2B complex; guanyl-nucleotide exchange factor complex
Molecular function (GO): translation initiation factor activity; guanyl-nucleotide exchange factor activity
Source: RefSeq, a predicted model, not a curated record